AUGCCGACACCCGCCGAGAUUACCGAGGCAGAACGCAAGAUGCAAGAGCGUCUUGCAAAGUACAAGAAGAAGAUGGAAGCCCGAAAGUCAGAGGAAGAUGCCAAGAAAAUCGAGGAGAAAAAGAAAAAGGAAGAAAAGAUGAAGCAGCGCAAGGAAAAGCAAGCCAAGACGGAAGCCAUCAUUGAAGAAGAAAAACGCAAGGCUCGGCAAAAGAUGGACGAAGUCAGACAACAACGCGAAGAAGAGGCGAAAAAGCGAAAGGAAAUGGAGGAACAAAAGAAAAAACAACGAGAGGCACAACGGCAAAAGUCGGUUUCCCCCAUGAGGAACAGAUUUCAACGGGAA
Molecule: messenger RNA, 345 nt
Organism: Seminavis robusta
Lineage: Eukaryota; Bacillariophyta; Bacillariophyceae; Naviculales; Naviculaceae
Source: the annotation of a GenBank genome assembly